UUGAACAGAAAGCUGUGGAAAAGAGGUGUGAUUCAGAGAUAAUGACCAUUCCCAUUUGGGCAACACAGAUCACACGCAGUCUGUGAUAAGGUGUGCAACAUAUGUUGGAUUUGGUAUUGCACCAUCCCUCUCCUGCUCUUGUGCUCCUGCACUGCGCCUGCACUACAUUUCAGCCUCUCCAGUGGUCCUUCACUCCUCUCGGCUGAAGACUGAGCUGUAAGCAUCUCUCGCAUCAAUGGAUUUGCGUAAAUGGGUCUGGAGUAUCUGUGCAGCGGUUGGCUUGGUGCUCUGUAUGAGUGAAUAUUCACGCUGUGAAUUAACCUGGGAGGUUCCUCGCCUUGACGGCUGGUACAACAGUCUGGGAUACCCCAAGCGCGGAGCUGUCGAUUCUCAUCUUGUGCGCCUCGUGCCCGCGCGUUACUGGGAUGGAGUCUACCAAGCUGUCCAGGAGCCCCAGGUGCCAAAUGUUCGCGCACUGAGCAACCUGCUGGCCAAGGGACCGUCCGGUCUGCCCUCGACACGCAACCAGACCGUGCUGUCGCUGUUCUUUGGUUAUCAUGUUGCUUUUGAAAUUUUUGACUCAAGAACUCCUGGGUGUCCACCGGAGUUCAUGAACAUCCCUGUCCCGGAAGGUGACCCAAUCUUUGACCCUAUGGCCACUGGAAAAGUCCUGCUGCCCUUUCAGAGAGGACCGUGGGACAAAGACACCGGCCAGAGUCCCAGUAACCCUCGCACACAGGUCAACUUGGUGACGGCAUGGAUAGAUGGCAGCUCCAUCUAUGGCCCCUCCACAUCCUGGUCUGACUCCCUGAGGACCUUCUCUGGAGGGCUCUUGACUUCAGGCUCUGAGUGGAACAUGCCAGAAAAGCAAACAGGACAGCAUUUCAUGUGGAGCGCAGCAGACCCGUCUACAGGAGAUCAUGGACCUGAGGGCCUUUAUGUGUUGGGAAAUGCCUGGGCCAAUGAGAACAUGUUCACGGCAGCAGAGGGGAUUAUCUGGUUUCGCUACCACAAUUAUGUAGCCUCCAACCUGUAUCAGGAACACCCAGAGUGGUCAGACGAAGACCUGUUUCAAAACGCCAGGAAGACCGUCGUGGCCACAUUCCAGAGUAUUGCUGUGUACGAAUGGCUGCCUGGAUAUCUUGGAGAUAAAGAGCUUCCUCCUUACCCAGGUUACCAGAAGUUUGUCGAUCCAGGGAUUUCUCCCGAGUUUGAGACUGCUGCCAUCAGAUUUGGCAUCACUAUGGCCCCACCUGGUGUUUACAUGAGAAACAGAACCUGCCAUUUUCGGGAGAUUGUCAACAUAGAUGGCAGUUUAUCACCUGCAUUGCGUCUUUGUAACAGCUUUUGGAAACGUCAGAGUGUCAAUGUGAAUACGGGCCAGGACGUAGACGACCUCAUCAUGGGCAUGGCUUCCCAGAUCGCAGAGAGAGAAGACAAUAUAGUAGUGGAAGACCUGAGAGACUUCAUGUACGGACCCUUAAGGUUCACCCGUUCAGAUCUGGUGGCCAUGACCGUCCAAAGAGGACGAGAUUUUGGCCUUCAGGGUUACACCAAGGUUAGACAAGCUCUGGAUCUGCCUCCUGUCGAGACGUUUGCCGACAUAAAUCCUGAGCUCAACAGCACGAACCCACAGCUGUUUAAUAAUAUUGCAGAACUGUAUGACGGAGACAUCUCAAAACUGGAACUCUUCCCUGGAGGACUGCUGGAGUCCCUCGAUGGUCCAGGUCCAGUUUUCUCUGCCAUAAUCCUGGACCAGUUUGAACGCAUGAGAAACGGAGACCGCUUCUGGUUCGAGAACAAACAGAAUGGUUUGUUCACAGAUGAGGAGAUCCAGACGAUCCGCAAUAUGACCUUUUACGAUGUCCUGACUGCAGUCACAAGUGCAGAAGCCACUGAUAUACAAGCUAAUGUGUUCUUUUGGAGGAAUGGUGACCCUUGUGCUCAGCCCACACAGCUGAAUGCGUCAAUGCUCUACCCCUGCACUAAUGCCACCAAACUUGAUUACUUUGAUGGCAGCAGACCUGGCUAUGGGAUAUUUAUCAUUGUGUUGUUCCUCUUCCCUGUUGUUAGUUUUCUAGUGGCCUGCAUGGUGGCGUAUCUCCGCAAGUACAGGUACAAGAAGUUCCAGAGAAGAAGAAAAGCUAGUGACAAAACAGACAAACCAGCCGUGGGAAUCACUGCUUUCGAGUGGCAGGGCCAUAAGGAACCUCUGCAUCCUAUCAGCAUGGAGAUCGAUGAGAAGAAGAGGCUGCAGAUCUUCGACAGAUCAGGGUCCGUCCACCGCUUCCUCAAUCUGGGCAACCAGGACUACCUGGAUGUCCUUCUCUCCAACAACCAUCAACAUAAAGCUCUGCUCCUCAAAGUAUCAAAAGAAUAUGACCUGGUGCUGUUUUUUGAUGACGAGAGUAAACGUGCAGAAUUUGUCAAGCAUCUGCGCCAGGGGUUGGCAGACACCGCGCAGGAGAUUAGAGUAAAGCAGAUGAGAGAGGAGGAACUGCUGAAGGAGGCCUUAACCAGAGAGCAGAGGGCUCAGAUUGUGGAAACUUUCAUUCGACAUGCUUUCUCUAAGGUGUUGGAAAUAGAGAAGAGUGACGCUGGGGACAUGAGUGGCGUUUCCCGCAAGAAAGCCAGAGAAGUUCUUGAGUGCGAGCUGACGGCGUCCGAGUUUGCUGAUGCACUGGGCCUCAAGCCCGACUCCUUAUUUGUGGAGUCCAUGUUCACACUAGCUGACAAAGAUGGAAACGGUUACUUGUCCUUCCAAGAGUUUCUCGAUGUGAUGGUUAUCUUUAUGAAAGGGUCUUCUGAGGAAAAAUCCAAGCUGAUGUUCUCCAUGAAUGACAUUGGUGGAACUGGUUUCUUAUCAAAAGAAGAAUUUGUCAGGAUGCUCAGAUCUCUCAUUGAAAUCUCCAACGGUGCUCUGUCAAAGAGCCAGGCAGAGGAAGGCAUCCGAGCCAUGAUGCAUGCUGCAGGCUUUGAUGACAAGGAGGAAAUCACGUGGGAGGACUUCCAUUUCCUCCUGCGGGACCACGAGAAGGAGCUGCAGUUUGCUCAAAUCAACGUCAAAGGGAUGGAGAAACAGGAGAAGAAGCGGUUCAGUCGAGACCAGAGAGUGUCCUUCAUCUGUCCAGCAAACAGCAGCGGCAGCAACCAUACAGAUGGGCAAGACAUACGCAGGCGGAAAAAGUUAGAUGUCAGAACUCCAAAUCUCUACGUGAAGGCCAAGCGUGAACAGUACAUAAGGAACCCGAUUAAGCAGAAGAUCCAGCAGUUCAAACGUUUCAUUGAGAAUUAUCGCCGUCAUAUCGUCGUUUUCAUCAUUGUGUAUGGCAUCGCAGCAGGAGUAGCCCUCGAAAGAUGUUACUAUUACACUGUGGAGGCCGAAACUACAGGCCUCCCUGAGGCUUCAGUGGUGGGCAUCACUGUCUCUCGUGGCUCUGCGGCUGCCGUCUCCUUUCUGUUUCCCUACAUGCUCCUCACCGUGUGUCGUAACCUCAUCACUCUGUGCCGAGAGACUUUCCUCAACCGAUACAUCCCAUUCGAUGCUGCCAUAGAUUUCCAUCGCUUCAUGGCCAUGACUGCCAUCAUCCUUUCAGUUGUUCAUAGUUUGGGCCACGUGGUCAACAUCUACGUCUUUGCCGUGAGCGACCUCAGCAUCCUGUCUUGCCUUUUCCCCAAAGUUUUUAACAACAAUGGGGCUGAACUUCCUAAGGUGUGGUCAUGGUGGUUUUUUGAAACUGUUCCAGGAAUGACUGGGGUCUUGCUUCUUUUCACUUUUGCAUUUAUGUAUGUUUUUGCCUCACACUAUUUCCGUCGCAUCAGUUUUCGUGCAUUUUGGGUCACUCAUUACCUCUACGUUGUCAUCUACACUCUUACAGUUAUUCAUGGCAGCUUCGCCCUGCUCCAACAGCCCCGUUUCUACAUCUAUUUAAUCCCACCUGCGCUGCUCUUUCUGCUGGACAAACUGAUCAGCUUGAGCAGGAAGAAGUUGGAGAUCCCAGUGGUCAGGGCUGAGCUGCUGCCUUCAGGUGUGACACAUCUGGAGUUCAAGCGGCCACAGGGUUUCAUGUACCGUUCUGGCCAGUGGGUUCGUAUUGCAUGCCUGAUGUUGGGCACAGAUGAGUACCAUCCAUUCACACUGACGUCAGCCCCUCACGAAGAGACCUUGAGCCUGCACAUCCGAGCUGUGGGGCCCUGGACCAGCCAGCUCCGAGAGCUCUACACCGAAGAAAGCUUGCUCGAGCUUGGAGCCUAUCCAAAGCUGUACUUGGACGGUCCGUUUGGUGAGGGCCAUCAGGAGUGGACUGACUAUGAAGUGUCUGUUCUGGUGGGUGGAGGAAUUGGCGUCACCCCAUUCGCCUCCAUCCUAAAAGACUUGGUAUUCAAGUCCUCCAUCAAGUCCAGGAUUCAGUGUAAAAAGGUGUACUUCAUCUGGGUGACACGAACACAGCGUCAGUUUGAGUGGGUGUCAGACAUCAUCAGGGAGGUGGAGGAACUGGACACCCAGGAGCUGGUCUCAGUCCACACUUACAUCACUCAGGUGGCCGAAAAGUUCGACCUCCGCACCACCAUGCUGUAUGUGUGCGAACGCCACUUUCAGAAGGUGUGGAACCGCAGUCUCUUCACCGGCCUGCGGUCCGUCACUCACUUCGGCCGUCCCCCCUUUGUGUCCUUUUUCAACUCACUGCAGGAAGUUCACCCUAAGGUGGGUAAAAUCGGUGUGUUCAGCUGCGGACCACCUGGAUUGACCAAGAAUGUUGAGAAAGCUUGCCAGCAGAUCAACAAGAGGGAUCAGGCCCAUUUUAUACAUCACUAUGAGAACUUCUAACUUGUCCCCAGCUCGUGUUUAACAAAGAAGAGAUGAGGCACCUUACACUGUAGAAUACAAGUUACUGCAGCGUUUAAUUGAAUGUGCUUGUCCACACACAAUCACAGAGCUAAUAUGGGAGGUUUUGAUUUUAUGUUAAGUCUUAAACUGAAACGUACCGCUUAAAUGCGUCUUCUUUCUUUCUAGUCAUGAAUAUUACUCUUCUGUCAGUCAAAAUGAGAAGUUCUCAUCAUUCUCACUGAGAACUUUAUUUCAUAUAUUACCAUUAAAAGGAUUUUACUAUCUAUGGCAAAUCAUUUUUAAUAAUUCUGCUAUGUAUUUUCUGCUUGUUCUCUGUGAUUGUUUAGCAAUUUAGUCAGUGAUUUUGAAAUCAUUAUGUAUGAUUUGUAUGUAUGAAAUGUAUGAAACAAUAAACUAUUAUGUCUCAUAGAGAC
Messenger RNA from Scatophagus argus, 5262 nucleotides. RefSeq names its product dual oxidase (gene duox). Gene Ontology annotation, molecular function: heme binding; calcium ion binding; peroxidase activity. Gene Ontology annotation, cellular component: plasma membrane; NADPH oxidase complex. The record is from RefSeq and is a predicted model, not a curated record. The transcript has 34 exons. Bases 236 to 4828 code for a protein of 1530 amino acids. Gene Ontology annotation, biological process: superoxide anion generation; response to oxidative stress; defense response. NCBI's taxonomy places the organism in Eukaryota, Metazoa, Chordata, Actinopteri, Scatophagidae.